UAUAUCUUAAUAUUUUUCAAAAAGGAAAAACAGCUCAGUGUUAAUCCAAAACAAAAUUAUGUUAAGCAAAAAUGACAGAGUUUAUUUCAGUCUCUCAAAUACCAAAGAGAGCUCUUAAGAAUACAAUAUGAAUAGGUUCAUGAACUGGUUCAACAUACUUAACUGGUAGUUUUAUGAAUUACAAUGAAUGCUGCUGCUUUCUAAAAAUGAAUGUAUCAAAGAGGAAAUAACCUCCUUGGCAUGCCUGCAGCUAUACAACACAUUUGUUUCAUUGCUUUUAAGCGUCUGUGUGGGAGGCUCUGAAUAAGUCAAUGAGAGGACUUCAGUCAGAGCAGCACGCAGGUCUACUGAGCAGAUCAGAUGACAUGCUCAGGAAAUUAACAAGAAGAGCUAUCAGUUUCUUUCUCGAAGCCUUCUGAAAUCUGAGCCUCUGCAGAAGACUAAACCCUGGGGCCUUACCUACAGAAAUGGACAGAAGCUUGUAUACUCUCAUUUUCAAGAACCCAAAAAUUUUUUUAAAGGAAGGAGUCAACUUUGGCUUUGAGUGUUCAGCCUGGGUACAAUGCCUUUAAAAAGCAGAUGACCAGCUUAGCUACCGACCAUGCAGACCAUUGUCCGGAAUUGGAUCACAUCACACAAAAACAGCGAAUGGCCUUCUCUUACAGAAUAUCAGAACAGAGCACAAUUCCUGAGCACAUUUUGCAGAGCUCCUUUCAUCACUUAAUCUUUGCUAACUGGUCUGGAUUACAGACAGAAUCGAUACCAGAGGAAAUGAAACAGACUGGUGAGCAACAGGGAGAUAAACCGCGCUGGGCAGCUCUUCUGAUACUCCUGGUGAUAAUACCCACAAUUGGUGGGAACAUCCUUGUUAUUCUGGCUGUUUCACUGGAGAAAAAGCUGCAGUAUGCUACUAAUUAUUUUCUAAUGUCCCUGGCAGUGGCUGAUUUGCUGGUUGGAUUGUUUGUGAUGCCGAUUGCCCUCUUGACAAUAAUGUUUGAGGCUAUGUGGCCCCUCCCACUUGUUCUAUGCCCUGCCUGGUUAUUUCUUGAUGUUCUUUUUUCUACUGCAUCCAUCAUGCAUCUCUGUGCCAUUUCCGUGGAUCGUUACAUAGCCAUCAAAAAGCCAAUCCAGGCCAAUCAAUAUAACUCACGAGCCACAGUACUCAUCAAGAUUACAGUGGUAUGGCUAAUUUCAAUAGGCAUUGCCAUUCCAGUACCCAUUAGAGGGAUAGAAACUGAUGCAGGUAACCCGAGCAACAUCACCUGUGUGCUGACAAAGGAUCGUUUUGGCAACUUCAUGCUCUUUGGCUCACUGGCUGCCUUCUUCACACCUCUGGCAAUCAUGAUUGUCACCUACUUUCUCACUAUCCAAGCUUUACAGAAGAAAGCUUACUUGGUCAAAAAUAAGCCACCUCAACACCUAACGUGGUUGGCUGUGUCUACAGUCUUCCAAAGUUCCAAAGAAACACCUUGCUCAUCACCUGAAAAGGUGGCAAUGCUGCAUAGUUCCCACAAAGGCAAAACUCUGCCCAACUCAAGUGAUAAGAUACGAAGGCGAAGAAUGUCCACAGUUGGAAAAAAGUCUGUGCAGACCAUUUCCAAUGAACAGAGAGCCUCUAAGGUUCUAGGAAUUGUUUUUUUUCUCUUUUUGCUUAUGUGGUGCCCCUUUUUUAUUACAAAUAUAACUUUAGUUUUAUGUGAUUCUUGCAACCAGACUACUCUCAAAAUGCUCCUAGAGGUAUUUGUGUGGAUAGGCUACGUUUCCUCAGGGGUGAAUCCUUUGGUCUACACCCUCUUCAAUAAGACAUUUCGGAAUGCAUUUGGCCGAUACAUCAGCUGCAAUUACCGGGCCAUAAAAUCAGUAAAAACUGUCAGAAAAUGUUCCAGCAAUAUCUACUUCCAAAAUCCAAGGGCAGAGAACUCUAAAUUUUUCAUGAAACAUGGAAUGAGAAAUGGGAUUAAUCCUGCCAUGUUCCAGAGCCCAAUGAGGCUCCGCAGUUCAAACAUUCAGGCUUCCUCAAUCAUUCUAUUAGAUACACUUCUCCUCACAGAAUAUGAAGGUGACAAAACUGAAGAGCAAGUCAGUUAUGUAUAGAAGGAAUGUCAGUUUUCAUCUAAUUAAUAUAACAAUGAAUAAGGUGAUGAAGAUGAUAUAAAUGUACCAAGAAUUAUAAAAGAAGAACUUUAUGUCAUGUAUCAAAUCAUCUCUUUAAAAUAAGAGUUAUCUAUUAAGAUGUACAAUUUUCUUUAUUUGGACAAAACUACUCCAUGAAAAAAAUCAUUUUGUAUAGCUGAAAGCAAAAACAAUCCAAAAACAAUCUGCUGUCUGGCUAAAUGUUAAGGUAUUCAAAUGAAAUAAAAUUAAGUAAAUCAAUAAGUUUCAGUCUUAAAAAUAAACAAUGUCAUUGUAAGAAUCUGUUUAGUUCCUAACUGCAUGAAAGCUGUGCUAAGAAUGAAAUAAGACAAAAAAGCAUUAACCUCUUCAAAGCCUUAAAAACAUAAGGCGUAACAUAGAACAACAACAAGAGGAAUAGAAGACUAAAAAUAAGUGCACAGAAUGAUCGCAUCUGGAGGUAAGCUAAGAUUGUCACUACAGUCUGGCUCAGUUAAAGGUAGUCAUGAUAUUGCUUUGAUCUAGAAACUUGUGAUGGAAGGGGUAGGGAGGAUGGUUGUUGGGUACCACACAAAGUAAUAGGAUCUCAGAACUAGAGCUAUUUGUUAAAUGUCUGAUACCAGGUACAUCGACUCACCAGAAGUGGGUCUAACUUAGAGAACAAGAGGAUGCAAAUGAAAUCACUCCAGCAUACCUGAAAUUCAUUUUGUUCCUUGGAGAACAAGUGCAAACUGGAGACACAGGAUCUCAAUCCAGGAACCUAAACUUUAAUGACCCCAUAAUGACCCAAAAACUUGGCUGAACUUCUGGCACAACAUUUUUUAUUCACCCUUUCCUAAUUUCACUGUGCACUGCUAGAUCUGGGAAUAAAUCCAAACUGUGUCACCAACUAACUGACUAAAUUUAUGAAAGAUACUUAAUUUCUCUGAGCCUCAAUUUUCUCAGCUACAUAGGGUUCUUAGGAAAUGAGUACAGGUGGGUAGUCUGUAUUGGUAGCCAAUUCUAGUUACAAAUGAUAUUUUAUUGUCAUGCUAUUGCCAUAAAUGGUGAACAAAAUUAGACUGAAGGGUUCUGCAGUGAAGAUAGUCCACAUCCUAGCUUUUCCUUUUCAGGCUGACCCAUUCUUACAUCUCAACCUAUUGCACUAGUGCUGUCCCUAUCCAGGUGAUUAAGUUUAAGAAAAUUACUUCAAGAAAUGUGUUGGCUAUGGAGAAACUCAGCAUAAGUGAACCAGGUAUAUAUUCUCCAAAUGGCAGAAUCCUUUCCUAAAACAUAGUUAGAACAUAGACCUUAUGGGCUCUGUGUCAUCUGCCAGAAAGAGUAUACCUUACAAAUUUAAUCCUGAAAUCUCAAAGCUUUAGGCACGGAAUUCCCCCCAGCAGUCUAAGAUUUUUCAGC
Molecule: messenger RNA, 3510 nt
Organism: Lutra lutra (Eurasian river otter)
Lineage: Eukaryota; Metazoa; Chordata; Mammalia; Carnivora; Mustelidae
Gene: HTR2B
Product: 5-hydroxytryptamine receptor 2B
Exons: 5
Coding region: 580-2094 (504 amino acids)
Biological process (GO): regulation of behavior; vasoconstriction; heart development
Cellular component (GO): plasma membrane; dendrite
Molecular function (GO): G protein-coupled serotonin receptor activity; neurotransmitter receptor activity
Source: RefSeq, a predicted model, not a curated record